Achroia grisella is the source of this 940-nucleotide messenger RNA. Its product is annotated as ubiquitin-conjugating enzyme E2 W. NCBI's taxonomy places the organism in Eukaryota, Metazoa, Arthropoda, Insecta, Lepidoptera, Pyralidae. The record is from RefSeq and is a predicted model, not a curated record. The transcript is spliced from 6 exons. Bases 64 to 528 code for a protein of 154 amino acids.
UAUGUCAUACAUAUAUCACUUUUUUACAAUUAGUAACACUUAAAACGUCUAAAUUCCAUUACAAUGGCGGCUAUGUCCCCAUCUCAGCGGAGAUUACAAAAAGAACUAAUGUCUUUAAUAAGAGAACCACCUCCAGGAGUAACGGUAGACGGAGACCAAGCCAGCCAAAAUCUGACAUUAUGGACAGUUCAUAUGGAAGGUGUUCCUGGCACACUUUAUGAAGGAGAACAAUUUGUAUUGCAGUUUAAAUUCACAAAUAAAUACCCCUUCGAUUCUCCUGAGGUGACGUUCGUAGGCAACAACAUUCCCGUACAUCCGCACGUGUACUCCAACGGUCACAUUUGUCUGUCGAUAUUGACUGAUGACUGGUCGCCGGCGCUGUCAGUGCAGUCCGUGUGCCUCUCUAUAGUCUCCAUGCUUAGUAGCUGUAAGGAGAAGAAGCGGCCACCGGACAACUCAUUUUAUGUUAAGACCUGUAACAAAAACCCUAAGAAAACAAAAUGGUGGUAUCACGAUGACUCCGUGUAACGUCACGUCGCGCCGCCUUAUCGAGCUUGGACGAUUAAAUCUCAAUAUGUGAUAAGUGUUAUAUCGGCGUGGUGUGUGUACAUAGUGAUUGAGUGCCGCGGACUGACGUUGGACUGACGACGUUGUUAAAUCGCGAGUGCCCUGUGCUCUGUGUUCUCUGUUUUCUGUUCUUGUGCCCACGAUUAAAAAACAGAGUGGAAUCUUUUCAGAUAGUGCUCAUUCUGGAAGAGUGCUCUGUGCUCUGUGUUCUAUUUGAGUGCACACGAUUACAAAUGUAGAGUAAAACCUUUUCGGACAACGCUCAUUCUGGAAAGUCGUAAACUAUGUACUCUGAUAUCACGGUCUGGCUAUAGUGGAUCAUUAAUAUUUUUAAAUUCACUUAUUCUCUGUGGUCUGUUUAAAAGUACGUUAA